AUGACACAUUACAAAGCUCUGUAUGGUCAUAAGUGUCGUACUCCACUAUGUUGGACUAAGUUGGGUGAGCGAAGAGUUUUGGGUCCUGAGUUGGUUUCCAAGACUGAAGAUAAGGUUAGACUAAUUUGGGAUCAUUUGAAAGCGGCUACUGAUAGACAGAAGUCCUAUGCGAAUUUGAAAAGGAGGGAUAUCGAGUACUAUGUGGGUGAUUUUUUAUUCCUUAAGGUAUCUCCGUGGAAGAAAGUUUUGAAGUUCGGUCGCAAGGGCAAGUUGAGCCUGAGGUUCAUUAGGCCGUAUCAAAUUUUGAAGCGUGUGAGACUGGUGGCUUAUCAGUUAGAGCUACCUCCAGAGUUGGACCGUAUCUAUGAUGUGUUUCAGGUCUCAAUGUUGAGGUGGUACUGGUCUGAUCCAUCUCACGUUGUCUCUGUUGAGGAGAUCGAGGUUAGAUCGGGCUUGACGUUUGAGGAGAAACCAGUUCAGAUUAUAGAUUGA
Messenger RNA from Gossypium raimondii (Peruvian cotton), 492 nucleotides. RefSeq lists its product as uncharacterized. Lineage: Eukaryota; Viridiplantae; Streptophyta; Magnoliopsida; Malvales; Malvaceae. Bases 1 to 492 code for a protein of 163 amino acids. The record is from RefSeq and is a predicted model, not a curated record. The transcript has a single exon.